GGAGGGGCGGGGGCGUCGUAGCACUGGGGCUUGCGGGCACUGCUGCCAUGCGCGUGGUCAAGCAAAUAGGCUCCCAUCCCGCAUAGCAUGCGACCUGCGAGAGAUGCUUGCGGCCGGUGCCGUUGCUAUAGAAACCUGCAGGAGAGGAAGCCAUGGACUCCAAGGGCCAGUUUCUCGAAAGUCCCCUGCUAGAAGAAGGCAACUCCUCGCUAAAGAACGCUAUACAGCACACAGGUGAUGGUUCUGUUUGCAUCCGUGGGUAUCCUGCUUCCAAAGAACAUACAGGAAAAUGGAAGGCUAGCACCUUAACCAUAGUUUGUUCAUUCUGCACGUACCUGGCUGUUUCUUCUAUUGCAAAAAACCUAGUCAGUUAUCUCACAAAAGUAUUACAUGAAACAAACGUGGCCGCGGCAAGAAAUGUUUCAACUUGGCAAGGCACUAAUUAUCUUGCACCUCUAUUCGGAGCCUUCAUAGCCGAUUCAUAUAUGGGAAAGUACUGGACGGCUCUGAUCUUCUGCAUAAUCUCCAUUAUUGGAAUGUUGAUGUUGGUUCUGUCAGCAACACUUCCGUUGAUCUAUACUGGUCCCAAUAUUUUGCCUGAUUGCAUGGAUACAGUCUCAUAUCAGUACAUAAUCUUUUUUGGCUUAUACAUGGUUGCUAUAGGGCAUGGUGGGCAAAACCCUUGUGUUACAUCCUUUGGUGCUGAUCAAUUCGAUGAUAGUGAUGUAGAGGAAAGAACCAAAAAGAGCUCUUUCUUCAGUUGGAGCUAUUUCAUACUCAAUGUUGGUUCAUUGAUCUCAGCAAUUAUUAUGGUGUGGAUCCAAGACCAUAAGGGUUGGAUAUGGGGUUUUGCCAUCUCUGCACUUUUUGUCGCUUUUGGUGUGGGUAUUUUUCUCUUGGGGUCUACUGUCUAUAGAUUUCAGAAACCUGGAGGAAGCCCUGUUGCAAGAGUGUGCCAGGUUAUUGUUGCAGCUAGUCUCAACUUCAAUAAAGACUUGCCAUGUGAUUCUUCACUACUUUAUGAGAUUCCGGGGCAAGUUUCAGCAAUUGAUGGAAGCCGAAAGUUGGAGCAUACAACUGGACUCGAGUUCUUUGAUAAAGCUGCAAUUGUGAUGUCCUCUGAUCGUGAAUCUUCUGGACUUCUUAAUAAAUGGAGAAUUUGCACUGUCACUCAAGUGGAGGAGUUGAAAAUUUUGAUCCGGAUGCUCCCUAUUUGGGCUACCAUGAUUUUAUUCCCUACAGUUUUGGCACAAAUGUUUUCAACAUUUAUAGAACAAGGGAUGGUAAUGGACAAACACAUUGGCUCUUUCGAAAUUCCUGCAGCAUCCUUCCAGUCUGUAGAUGUUGUUGCUGUCCUUGUACUGGUUCCAGUCUACGAAAGAAUCCUUGUUCCAGUGUUCAAAAAAUUCACUGGCAUGGCUAAUGGCAUUACCCCUUUGCAACGGAUGGGGAUCGGCUUAUUUUUCGCCACACUCUCAAUGGUGUCAGCAGCACUGGUGGAGAGCAAUCGGUUGCAAAUUGCAGAAUACAAAGGCUUGGUGGACCAGAACGUUGCUGUCCCAAUGAGCAUCUUGUGGCAAGGACCCCAGUACUUCCUGAUCGGCGCUGGUGAGGUGUUCUCGAUCAUUGGGUUAAACCAGUUUUUCUACGAGGAAUCACCAGACGCCAUGAGAAGCUUAUGUCUAUCAUUCUCACUAGCUAACAUCUCGGCUGGGACUUACCUUAGUUCGCUCAUCGUUUCUCUUGUGCCUGUGUUCACUGCUGGAGUUGGCCGCCCGGGGUGGAUACCUGAUAACUUGAAUGAAGGGCAUUUGGAUCGAUUCUACUGGAUGAUGGCAGGGUUGUGUUUCUUGAGUCUGCUAGCCUUUGUGUUCUGUGCAAUGAGAUACAAAUGUAAGAAGGUUUCCUGAGUUUUGUCGACGUAGAAAUAGCAAUAUCUGAAGGGUUUACUCGCCCUGAGAUACAAAGGUGAUGAUUUUCAGAUAUUCGAUGUGAGAGUCUGAGUCUGACGCCCCAUUUUGAGAAACAACGAUGUUCUGAACUUUGAAUUUUAAAUUUACCAGUUUAUCUGGGAAAAAGGGAACAAUUAUAUUGGAAACUGUUUUCUUUCA
Panicum hallii is the source of this 2111-nucleotide messenger RNA. RefSeq names its product protein NRT1/ PTR FAMILY 8.3-like. Gene Ontology annotation, cellular component: membrane. Gene Ontology annotation, molecular function: transmembrane transporter activity. NCBI's taxonomy places the organism in Eukaryota, Viridiplantae, Streptophyta, Magnoliopsida, Poales, Poaceae. Gene Ontology annotation, biological process: transmembrane transport. The coding region runs from base 153 to 1910 and encodes 585 amino acids. The record is from RefSeq and is a predicted model, not a curated record. The transcript is spliced from 7 exons.